This is a messenger RNA of Rotaria sp. Silwood2, 2343 nucleotides long. Lineage: Eukaryota; Metazoa; Rotifera; Eurotatoria; Philodinida; Philodinidae. The record is from the annotation of a GenBank genome assembly.
AUGUCAAGUAAUACUACAUCAUCAUCAUCAUCAAUAUCUGGUCGUACAGAUAAAGUAGUUCCAGUUUUUCCUUGGUUUGGUAUGGAUAUUGGUGGAACAUUAGUUAAACUUGUUUAUUUUGAACCACUUGAUUUAACAGCUGAUGAAAUUCGAACUGAAGGUGAAAUUUUAAUGAAUAUUCGUCAUUAUUUAACAUCUAAUCGUGCUUAUGGACAAGAAGGUGUACGUGAUGAUGCACUUGAAUUAAAUAAUAUACAAUUAGGUGGUCGUCAAGGAAAUCUUCAUUUUAUUCGUUUUCCAACAUCAAAAAUGCCGAAUUUUAUCGAUUUAUGUGCUAUGAGACAUUUACAUACAUUAACAUUUGAAAUAUUUGCAACAGGUGGUGGUGCUUAUAAAUUUGAAAAAGAUGUUCUUGAAAAAUUAAAAAUAAGUUGGUGUAAAUGUGAUGAACUUGAUACAUUAAUAAACGGUUUAAGUUAUUUAAGUAAACUUAAUCCAAAAGAAUGUUUCUAUUAUGAAGAACCACAAAAUGAUGCUAAUCCAAAUAAACAUCCAUUUACAUUUGAUAUAAAACGUCCAUUUCUAUUAGUUAAUAUUGGUAGUGGUAUUAGUAUUUUACAUGUCGAAUCGGAAACAAAUUAUCGACGUAUAACUGGUACAAGUAUAGGUGGUGGUACAUUUUUAGGUUUAUGUUGUUUAUUAACAGGAUGUUCAAGUUAUGAUGAAGCUAUUAAAUUAGCUAGUGAAGGAGAUAGUACAAAAGUUGAUAAAUUAGUUAGAGAUAUAUAUGGUGGUGAUUAUGAGAGAUUCGGUUUGCCUGGUCAUAUUGUAGCUAGCAGGUAAAAUUAAAAAGAAAAUAUGAGUAUGUAGAACAUACGGAAAAAAUAGGGAUGGAAGUAUUUUAAUUCCUUAAAAAAAAUGUUUAAGUACGUUCUCUCUAUAUAGUCUUAUAGUAAAAAUAAUGCAUUACAUUUCUGUUAUAUUUGAUCAUUCUUCAAUUAAUAUUAUACUAAUAAAAUUUUAAUAAGAGCUAUUUUUUAUGAUAUGUUGUAACGGUAAUAUUAGAUUACGUGUUGUCUCCAAUGUGUAUACUAUUCUUUAUUUCGCUUUCUCUAAUGUUUAAACGUCUAUACACAUUAGGAUGUAGAACAAGUUGUGCCGAUAGAGCAAAAAAAAGAAACAAGUUCACCAAGUCUUUACUUCAUUAAAUGUUCGAACUAGUCUUGUUUUGAUUAUUUAUAUAUUUAAUUGCAUUAGUUGAAUUCAUUUAUCCAACAUUUUUCUAUAGUCAACGAAUCCAUCAGUUUAUUUACAGUACGAUAUAACAAUCUGGAAUCAUUCGAAUAAAUAAAAAUCAUAUAGUACAAGAUUGGAAGAAUUAUUCAAGUAAAAACUUGAUAAAUUUAUUUCUUAUUUUGUAUAUUCUAAUAUGUAUAGACGGGUAGACAUUAGAAGCAGCAAGAAAAAAGAAGAACAUGAAGAAUAGAAUACAUAGUGAAGGCAAAAUGUGAUCUAAUAUAUAACCGUCACAUAUCAUAAAUAGAUCUUAUCGAGAUUUUAUUAUUAUAAUAUUAGUUGAACAAUGAUUAGAUAUCAGAAAAAUUUAAAGUAAUGUUUUUACUAUCAGACUAUGAAAAGAAAAAGAAUUUUUCUUUAAGCUUUUUUUAUAAGGAAUUAAUGUAUUUUUGUCACUACUUUUGCUAUGUCCUAAAUAGAAAUUCACAAUUAAUUACCUAUAUAAAAUAGACUGAUGAUGCUAUUUAGAAAAACUACCUAAUUUUGUUGGGUUUAUAUAUAUACUUGUUUCAAAUAAAAUAGUGCUUGAAUAUGAUAUACACGUAAGUCCUAACGAAAAAAUUGACGUGAAGAAAAAUAAUAUGAUAUUGUAGUGAACAUUUUUUUUGUGUUUACUGCAUUCUUCUAUUGUAUGAUAACAUUGAUUGGUUUGUAGUUGUAACUAAAAUUGUUCGAGUGUGUAAUACACGGUGUUUCAGUCUAUCGUUCUAAUCAUGAUAUAAAACAUGGUCUAAUAGAUCGAUAAAUUUUGCCGUAUGAGUAGGUAUAAUUGUGACUUUUACUAAUAUCUUGUGUCCUACAUUAUGAAAUACUUCUUUAAUAUUUGAUAUAUUUUGAAUCUUUUAUUCUGUCUAAUACUAAAUCUAUACAAUAAGAAUUAAGCAUGCUACAUGUAGUUCAUUACAAUUUGUAUUUCACUAGACGAUUUCAAUCGACGAAAGUAAGAAACUGCUAGAUAAUCAUAUGAUUAUACUACGCUUUGAAGUGUAGUUUUUCUAUAGUGAUUUGAUGAUUCAUCUAGCUUAAUCUUUUUGCUAAAGCUGCCGU